Dothidotthia symphoricarpi CBS 119687 is the source of this 1433-nucleotide messenger RNA. RefSeq names its product uroporphyrinogen decarboxylase. Gene Ontology annotation, molecular function: uroporphyrinogen decarboxylase activity. Lineage: Eukaryota; Fungi; Ascomycota; Dothideomycetes; Pleosporales; Dothidotthiaceae. Gene Ontology annotation, biological process: heme biosynthetic process. The record is from RefSeq and is a predicted model, not a curated record. The transcript has 5 exons. Bases 100 to 1197 code for a protein of 365 amino acids. Gene Ontology annotation, cellular component: cytosol.
CACCAAAGUGAUGCGGGCACGGCGGGGUACCGACUGGAGUUCAUCUCGAAAUCCUGAGCAUAUGCGCAUCCGCAGUUCCUUGCUCAUCUCACAGUAAAAAUGGCACCCCAAUUCGAGCCCAUGAAGAAUGAUCUCAUCCUACGGACAGCGAGAGGCGAGAAAGUCGAGCGUCCGCCCAUAUGGGUAAUGCGUCAAGCUGGACGCUAUCUUCCUGAAUACCAUGAGGCGAAGGGCAAGAACGAUUUCUUCGAGUGCUGCCGUAGCCCCGAAAUCGCCUCAACCCUCACCCUCCAGCCCAUCGAGCGCUACGAAGGUCUGAUUGAUGCUGCCAUCAUCUUCUCCGAUAUUCUCGUCAUACCACAAGCAAUGGGAAUGGAGGUGAUAAUGGUGGACAAGAAGGGUCCUCACUUCCCCGACCCACUCCAGACACCGGACGACCAGCAGUACAAGGAAGUCCUCGAGAGAGAUGUAGACGUAAAGGAGUCGCUGGACUACGUGUACAAAGCUAUCACCUUGACAAGGCAAAAGUUGGCUGGAAGGGUACCGCUGAUUGGGUUCUGUGGCGCGCCUUGGACGCUCCUGUGCUAUAUGGUAGAAGGAGGUGGCAGCAAGAUGUUUAUUCAAACCAAAACCUGGAUAUACAAGUACCCAGAAGAGAGCAGGGCGAUGCUGCAGAAGAUUGCAGAGCUAUGCGUAGAGUACUUGGCCCUUCAAGUGCAGGCUGGAGCACAAAUGAUCCAAGUCUUCGACUCGUGGGCCGGCGAGCUAUCGCCAUCCUCAUUCAAGACUUUUGCCCUCCCGUACCUGAACUACAUUGCCGAUAACCUACCUGCGCGCCUGGAGUCUAAGGGUCUUGAACCUGUUCCAAUGACCGUGUUCGCGAAAGGGGCGUGGUACGCGUUGUCUGACCUGUGCGACUCGAAUUAUAACACUAUUGGUUUGGACUGGUUACAUGCUCCAGCUGAGGCCUACAAGGUCGCUCGGGCGAAGGGGAAGACGCUGCAAGGCAACGCUGAUCCUGGUGUACUCUACGGCACUAGGGAGUCUAUUACCAAGGUAGUGGAGGAUAUGGUUGCAGGAUUCGGUGGAGGCAAACAGGGCUGGAUCGCCAAUCUGGGUCAUGGAAUAACACCAUUCGUAAAGCCAGACGACCUGAAGUUCUACUUUGAGGAGAUACACCGACUAACGUCUUCAUAAAGAAAUGAUUUAAAUUUUACGGGGGAUAUUUCCCACAAGUGACCUCAUUUGUCUUCUUCGCCAAUGUCUUCGUACCAAUCCUCUGGCUUCUCCUUGAUAAAUUUCUUCAUUAGGUCCUGACAUUCGUCGUUCUGCAGAACAACAACCUCAAUACCCUUGCUCUUUAGAUACUCCUCACCACCCACAAAGGUCUUGUUCUCCCCGAUUACCACCCUCUUUACCUUGUACAUGACACA